Molecule: messenger RNA, 510 nt
Organism: Mycena indigotica
Lineage: Eukaryota; Fungi; Basidiomycota; Agaricomycetes; Agaricales; Mycenaceae
Exons: 1
Coding region: 1-510 (169 amino acids)
Source: RefSeq, a predicted model, not a curated record
AUGUCGUUGUCACCGGCGCGUUGCUUUGCCCAUCGCGUUUCGACCCGCGCCACCUUUCUCCUCAAGACGUUGAGUCGGCCGGUCCGUUCAAGAAUGAAGUGCAGUCCUGGGGUACGCUUUCACUCUAUCCUUGCUCCCUUAACUCAUCCUGUUUUUAUUGUGUCCAUGCUCAACUUGUGUCCCUGCCCUGUUGCCGUCGUGCCAUGUUCCCGCCGGCCUGCGACACUUUCCGUGGCUGCUGAGGGCUUGACCGGCUCCAUCUCCGCCAUCACCAACGGGAAGGCCGGACCACCCAGCUCAACGUUGGCCCUUCAUCUCGGCACUUUCCCCCUGCCUUUGCCCCGCGCCGUUCUUCUAUCAUCACCACCACCUCCGACCGACAUCAGCUGGGCCAUCUCGCUCCUCUCGGCGCUCUCGGCUGGAACAUUUCCGGGCGGUGCGGCGGCCGACUCGGAUGCUCCCCGACUCUUGUUAAUCCGUGUCCGACACUGCUGUCCGCGCUCGUUUUGA